UUGAUCAUUUCUUUUUCAGAGACGGUACGCAACCACACAGCAACAACAUCCCUCAUCAGGAAUGUUACAUCAUCUGGACAUCAUUCGAAUACUACGAUUGGACCUAUUCUACUGAAUACAACCGCACCCUCUCUCUCCGGGAACACAAGCCAACAUGUACAUCAGUUGAACACUACUACAUCGCCUCAACCCUUGCACAUAACGAUAUCUCCAUCGAACACAACUCAACAUGAUCCUAACUGUGGAGCAAACGAAGUAUAUUUCACUCAAUGCCUGUGCCUCAUUGCCAAACAACUUGUAGAGGAGUGGAAGAGUGCAGUGCUAGUCACGGCCCCACAUGCACCUCAGGUUGUACCUCUCCUGGGUGUAAAAAUAACGAGACAUGGUCAAAAUGUGCAACAUGUGAACGGAAAUGUGCUGACACAAAUCAGAUCUGCACUAUCUGCUAUUCCGGAUGUGCGUGUAACGAAGGAUAUGCUCGUAACUCGUCAAACCUCUGCACUCUCGUUGAUCAUUGCAAUUGAAUGCAUUUACUUGGUGGAAAUUAAUGAAUCUGUUGGCACUGUGGAAUUCUGUUCA
This is a messenger RNA of Ostertagia ostertagi, 579 nucleotides long. NCBI's taxonomy places the organism in Eukaryota, Metazoa, Nematoda, Chromadorea, Rhabditida, Trichostrongylidae. The record is from the annotation of a GenBank genome assembly.